This is a messenger RNA of Nothobranchius furzeri (turquoise killifish), 1312 nucleotides long. NCBI's taxonomy places the organism in Eukaryota, Metazoa, Chordata, Actinopteri, Cyprinodontiformes, Nothobranchiidae. The record is from RefSeq and is a predicted model, not a curated record.
CUCCUGAAAACAGAAAACAUCACAAACGUAGAGUCUAAAUAAAAUACUUUAGAUCAAUUAACAGAAGAACUGAAAUGUAAUUAAAACGUCAAUUAUAUUCUUAAACGCUCACUUCAGUUUAGAAGUGUGCCUCCGGUAUUAAUCAUCUGCUUUAAUAAACCAGCUUUGUUUCUGUUUGCAAUUCAAACAGAAACGUGUCGCGACAUAUAUACGUCAUAGGUCGACAUGAAUACGUAGGCCUUGUUCGAGUUUUUUUUAACAGGUUUACGGUUACAUUUGUUUUAGCUACACAGACAUGUUAUUUACAAAAUGACAGAAGGCAGUUACAACACAGGGAAUCUGUCUCAAGGGCUCUCAGUGUGGGUUUUAAAUUGUCCUUAUAUUUUACUACAGACAGAUCAGAACUAGAAACGCACCAGGAGGAAAUCCGCACUUUGCUCUGAACGCAGCGGGCUUCCGUCCUCUAAACUUCCGUCUCUGUUCAGUGUUCUGUUUCCAUAGCAACUGCUCGACCAGACCCCAGAGGGCGCAACAAUAAAAGUCAGAACCGUCCAGAAUCAGCUGUUCCUCUUCAUUGGCUCCUCCUCUUCCUCAGAAGGAUGAUGUCACCACGGCUGGGUGUGGUCAGAAAGUCCAUGUUAAAAGAUCCGCUGAUCAUCAAGGCUCCGCUGGGAAAGACCCGUACCAGAGGUCUGGAUGUUCCAGGUCCUGAUUUUGUCUUUGGAGCAAAAACCACCUGGAAUGCAGAUGGGGGCGUGGCUGAGGGUAGCUGCAGCUCUGGAUACCUUCAGGGACCCCAAGGCUCGUCGGUGAGAAUCAGGAACUGGACCAAGCAGAGGACAGAGAACGGCGUGUUAAUUGUGAUGCUAAUAAAACACUGUAAACAAACACGUGUUCUCAGCUGGUUCUUCUGUUCAACACCUGGUCAAGUACUCUGAUUCUGGUCCAGUCUCCUAGGUCAUUUAACUUGGGGCUGCUUUUCCAAUCUCCUGAAACUGUUUAAUGUAAAGGGACAAGUCCACACUAAUGAGAGAAUUAGAAGUUUGACUAAAAAUACAGUUGAACAUGUUUGGAUAACUUCUGGAGCCGACUGACCCAAGCCGAGGGAGCCAGGAGCCAGAGGUUCUCCACAUCUACAGAUGUCCUACCUCCCUCCACAGUCCUGGAAUAAUCUCCUAAACCAGUCAGGGAGGAACAGCAGGCUGGGAUAGGUCGCUCCAGAGACCUGAGUGGGACCUUCACUCCAGCAGAAGUAUCUCAGGUUUGCUGAUCCCGCAAGCUUCUUCAGGUUUCAGAACGCCAUCUCAGACAG